Molecule: messenger RNA, 600 nt
Organism: Symbiodinium natans
Lineage: Eukaryota; Dinophyceae; Suessiales; Symbiodiniaceae
Source: the annotation of a GenBank genome assembly
AUGGACAGUGAGCAAGAAGGUGCUUUUGAGCCCCGAGGCAUCCGGAGCGGCUCCAGUCUCGAGCGCGUGCAGUCCUUGCUUUUGAUUUUCACGGAGUCCUUGACCGUGAUAUUCGUCAGAGCACAAAUUGGCGCGACGAUUCCGGACCGCAACAUUCGCUUUUUGCAGAGGUUGAGUCAGAUUACGGAGAGCAGGCAGAUAUUGGUGGUGGUGCUUUCUUAUUGCCGUCAUUCUGACACAGUAGCUCAAGUUCUCGGCACGAGUUGCAACAGCACUGAUCGGCUCAUCCGUGAAGCAGGAGUUUCAGUCCUCUCGCUACUUUUUAUCACCCGCAAGCCCACGGGUGAAUCAGGAAAGCGGGCGCUGCUGGAGAAGGUCUUUGAUAUUGCUCGUUGUCCCAUUGCCAUUGUUGACGACAGUGCAGAAGUUGUGGACGAGUGUGCCGGAGCAUCAUUCAUCACUCCGUUCCACAUUUCUUUGGCUAAGCGCGGAACGCGAGUUUAUCCUCGAUCUACGGUGCCCAGUUUUUCUGGUCUGAUUGAAGCAGAAGAGUCGCUUUGCAACUGGUGUAUCAACUCUGUUCCGAAUUCCGAGGAGUGA